This is a messenger RNA of Pristis pectinata (smalltooth sawfish), 4880 nucleotides long. RefSeq names its product serine/threonine-protein kinase 17A-like. NCBI's taxonomy places the organism in Eukaryota, Metazoa, Chordata, Chondrichthyes, Rhinopristiformes, Pristidae. The transcript has 7 exons. The record is from RefSeq and is a predicted model, not a curated record. Gene Ontology annotation, biological process: positive regulation of apoptotic process; protein phosphorylation; intracellular signal transduction. Gene Ontology annotation, molecular function: protein serine/threonine kinase activity; ATP binding. Gene Ontology annotation, cellular component: nucleus. Bases 427 to 1500 code for a protein of 357 amino acids.
GGUGCAGUUUGGGAUUGAGCCUAGGGAACAGCGGUGUCGCCUCUGUUCACCAGUACCACUGCUUCCGUCCAACUGUGAUUGGUUCUCUGCAGCGUGAUGUCGCUUGGACCUCAGUUCCUCGGAGUGUUUUGAUGUCCCUCUGCAGCUCCUGUGUUGUCAGAGUGAUCUCGGGCACGCCGGGCUGGUGCGGAGCAUUGCUUGCAAUCUUUCACCGCACCGAGGCUCCGCAAUCGGAUCCCGCACAAGGGCAGUGGAAGAAAUUGUCAGCAGCAUUCACUGCAGACCUCUGCAGAGGUUUACCAACUGCUGGGCUCCUGUUCCCGAGACCUUUAACUGUGCCCAAGCUGCUUUCAAAUUUGCACUGACUCCUAAUUUACUUUGGACUUUUGAGUUAAUCUGUGACUGCUGUGAAGUUUCUUUGCCGUAAUGAUGAAUCGCAAAGGAAUGGUGGUCAAGAUUUUAUCCCGAAUACGGACCGACUCUUUCAACAGUAACUACACGCUGCUGGGGAAAGAGCUGGGGAGGGGAAAGUUUGCAGUCGUCAAGAAAUGCUUGGAAAAUGCCUCUGGAAAGGAAUACGCAGCCAAGUUCUUACGGAAACGGAGGAAGGGUCAAGAUUGCCGCAUGGACAUUAUCAAUGAAAUUGCAAUCCUUGAGAUAGCAAAAAGUAACUCUCAUGUGGUAGACUUGCAUGAAGUGUAUGAGACGACCUCGGAAAUCAUCCUGGUGCUGGAAUAUGCUGCAGGUGGAGAGAUCUUUAACCAGUGCGUUGCUGAUGGAGAUGAGGCCUUUAAAGAGAAAGAUGUCAUCCGCCUUGUGCGUCAGAUUCUGGAUGGAGUUGCCUAUCUGCAUGGGAAGAAUAUUGUUCAUCUGGACAUCAAGCCACAGAAUAUUUUGCUUACUAGUUGCAAUCCACUGGGCAACAUUCGGAUUGUUGACUUUGGCCUGUCCAGGAGGGUGGAUAGCAUUGAAGAGAUCAAGGAAAUUACUGGGACUCCAGAAUACGUAGCUCCUGAAAUACUAAAUUAUGAAGCAAUCAGCACAGCAACAGAUAUGUGGAGUAUCGGUGUGUUGGUUUAUGUCAUGCUGACAGGUAUUUCACCUUUCCUUGGAGAUGACAAACAAUCCACGUACCUCAACAUUUCCAAAGUAGACAUUGAUUAUUCAGAGGAUAUCUUUGAUGGCAUCUCUGAUUUGGCUAUAAAUUUCAUUCAGACUCUCCUUAUUAAAGACCCCAGGAAAAGGGCAAAAGCUGAACAGUGUCUCAACCACCCGUGGCUUUCCACUGAAGCAGAGGUGACAAAACCCAUAACCGAGUCAGAGGAGGAACAAUCAGAGUCUGAGCCCAACAGUCCUGAUUCAGAAGAACUGGUGCUAAUGGCCUCCUACACACUAUGUCAGCAGUUAGACAAGGACGUUGAAAUUGAGCGGACGGCAGUGCACAAACAGUUCAAAUUCAAGGAACCCUUCACAACGUUGCGGGAUUUUCUGAGUGCUUAACAUGCAUUGGUUUGCUGAUGUGCUGUUUUCAAACUAGCUACACAGAGCACCAAUUUUGCUGUUGCUCAGAGUGACAUAUGGCUGAAUGCUCUGCAGGCUUUCAUUACCUUGGACAAUUAACUUUUUAUUGGGCACAAGCCUGGUGUAAUAUAAAGCAAAUAGCCUGAAUUGAGCACGUGGUUUUAAGGUGAAAAGUAUAGCCUUUUUCUGGGGAAGUGGUGCCCUCUUAAGCCUAGUGAUCAAGUUGAGAGAUUGGUACAGGGAAAUCCUAGUUAAAGCCACAACAGCUUUGCCAGUCGGAUCUGUGAAUUCAGUGUCAUGCCCUUAUCUACCAAUGCUAGGUAACUAUUUGCAGUGGUCAAAGCAGAGAAGACCUGUGCCAGAGAAGGUGUUUGAAGUGACAAUCUGGUGUUGGGCUGACUUUUUCACCGUCUCCUGGCAACUAGGUGCUGCCGCUCAGUAAUUUUUAAUUUAAAAAAAAGGCACUUAAUUAAGCAAAAGAAAAUCUUGCAUUACUUUUGAGUGUAAUUUGACUAUUUGAUGGAAGGUGCCUCUUUUUACAGUGUAACUGGAGAAUGCGCUCUAUGCUGACAAGCAAGAGCUCCAACAGUCCCUACUGUACCCCACUCUCCAGGUCUGUUUUUAUACUUUCCCUCUUCCUAAAUAGAAAGGGAAAUAAUGUGUUGUAUUUAAGACUGCUCAUUUUUUUUAAAAAAAGAGCAAAGGUUGGAUUUGAUUUUAAAAAGAAGAUCAUUGUUGCUACUAGGUACGCUGCUUAUAAUUUCAAGGCUUACAAUAAUAGUGCUGCAUGCUUUGUGCGGUAUUCAGUUCCACUUCAAUUCAUAUUCAGUUCAGUUCCAUUAUAAAGUCUGAUUACUUUGUCCCUGCAAUUAUAAAAUACAGAGCCAUAGCUCUUUUUAUUGCAUUAGGAAGGAAUUCUAGAGGAUCCAAAGUAAGAUCAAUGGGGUCUAAAAUUCAAGUAAUGAAGUUAAAUAAUAAUUGCAGUUCCAUGGCUACAGGAUAUCUAUGCAAAUUUCCUUGUAAAGCGAUAUUGGAAUGUGCUGAGCUGCAAUGAAAUAAUGGCACAUAAAGCAUUAGUGCAUAUUUUAUUGUUUUUUUCUUAGGCCUAGGGAAAAGGUGUGCCUUUUUUCUCUUAUUUAUUGUAUCCUGAUGGUUAAAAUAACCAUUAUUGAAAGAUUUUUGUCAGGGACUAGAAUGUGUUUUUUUUUCUCUCUAAAGAAUACUCCAGAACUAUAUUAGCAUUGUUAUUCUAGGAAUUUGACAUUUAUCUUGGUUACCAGCUUGUGGUAACUCACUUCCUCGCAGACCUCACUUCCUCCUGCUAUCAAUUAUGCACACACACAUUGUGGACCCAGUGACUGUGAGGCAUGCAUCAGGUAUGUUCAGGUGUUGGAAGUGUGUGGAUUUUGAGAUUGUUCAGCAUCAUCUUGAACCAGGUGAAUGACUGGGCUAGAAGGGUUUCAGUGAGCACCUGUGGGGCUCAUGUAGCAGAUAUGUAAACUGUCACUUUAUUUUAGUCACUGAAGCAAGGUAAAGUAAUUACAAGCAAGUUGCUGUCGGAUAGUGAGAGAUCCACUUUGUACCAUGGACUGCCUAAGCUUUUAACAAAUGAAUGAGUCACAGUUAUAAGACUGGGCCAAUGAUGUACUGUUGUUCACUUUAUUUGAGGCAUAAUUAUUCAAGGGCUAAGGUGUCAGCAGCAAUGCUUUCUGAGUAUUGUUUAAUUAUGACCUCAUUUGCACAUUCAAAGUGAGCAUUCUAGGAGGGAGGAGUGGAUGGAUAAUUUUUUAGGAAACAAAACACUUUUUUCAACAGUUAAACAGCGAGUAUUGUCUGCAUGAUUUUUCCCUUCAACAACAAGCUGUAAAAAGUAUUGAGGCAUUGAUUGCGUAUUUAAUUUCUAUUGCACAGAAGUCUUUUCCACAAAGCGCAAGUGAGGAGUCUUUCAUUCAGCUGUCCUGUUGUAAAUCAGAACUGAAAUAUUUGAAAUUGAGAUAUGGAAUUUUCCAUUGUAUUAUAUUUUCAAUGGUUGAAAAGAAUUAUCAAAUUAUUUAGACAUGUUCUUCAGGCAGAGACCAUUAAGUCAUUUGUGGCAACUGCAUUGAACUGAUAAGGAUGCAUUUUGUUUGAAGUUUCGGGUGACUACUUUAAAGCAAUCUGAUGGUUAUUCAGUACAAUUGCAGGAGUUUUCAGCAAUGGCUAUUUUCCAGCAGAUCACAUCCCCUUAUUUGCCAGAGUGCAAAAGCAACCAGCAGAUUCUCUGCAGGUCUUGGUGUGUGAAAUGAAAGGUCCAAGUACUGCUUUAGUGCCUCUCUGCAAUACCACACCGAGACAAUUUUAGGAAGGAAUUACUCAUAGAUACAACUUUCACAGGAUAUUAAAAUGUAUUAUUAUUGACUGAGGACAAUUGAGGCCUAGAUUUACAUGUAUCAAAAAAAAGCUCCUGCAAUAUUGGCAAAACAAGUUGAGGGAGGUUGCUUAUCUUAAAAUAAAACUGCCAAAACCAGUUGUUUACUGAUGCCACUUAUUUUAUUUGUUGAAGGCAUUUGCCUUGUGUUAUUCUAAUAGUCAUUAUUCUGUUUAUUUUAAAUAGAUUAAUGAUAAAAUAGCAAAGAAGUCUUCUAAUCAGAAGUAAUGAAUGUUAAUGCAGCUUCAGAAUAUUAUUUGAACUCUUAUCAUAUGGACACUUAACACAGUCAUAUCAAAUGCCCCUCUCCUCAGUGUUGUUAAGCCAAUUGGACAUUUAAACAAACAAAAAUAUACUUAAUUCUUCAGGUUCCAACAGCAGAGAAAAUAGAUUGUUAUCAAGAGCAGAAGAAUAGGCAAGGCCAGUUAAAUGUGUCCAGGCUGUUGAUCACAACAGUAUAUGGUUCAGAGAAGUCAAGAAAAGAUGUCUUAAAAUGAACAAGUCUUACAAUAUGCACACCAACUCAAACCACCAAAAGGAGGACCAAUUUGGAGGUUAAAAAGACCAGCAAUGAUUGUUAGAUCCAUUGCUUGAGUCAUUUGAUUAGAAGGAAAUAUUUCUUCUGUAAUGGAGAAGUGUAACAUUUAUGCUCAACAACCUGAUUGUUCUACAUAAACAAAGUUCACAAUUAACUACUGAAAGUCCAUAGGAUGGUUGGUAAUUCCUUGGUGUAGAAAGUUUGUUGGACCAAAUCUUUGAACUGUAAUAAUUGUAUUAUAAUUAUUUCCUUUAAAUUGCUGUCAACUUUGUUAUCAGCACCUCCACAAAUAAUAUAAUGUACAGUUUCUUUAUGCAAUAGUCUUGAUAGCCAAAACUGAUGACAAAGGUACUGUUUGAUGUUUUUCAUGUAAUGUGUCAAUUUUUUUUUACAAUAAAAUAUUAUUCAAGUCCA